UAUAAAUGUUGAUUUUGAAGAAAUUAUAAAUUUCCCCAAAAUUCUAGAAACGAAAGACGAGUCGUCCCACCUGCUUUGGUCAACCAAAACCAAUCCCUUCUUCCUCGAGCCAUCAUCAUCUCUUCAUUCAUUCAUUCAUUCAUUCAUUCAAAGACGUACAACUUUUCCAAAAAGAACCCUCUAGACCCUCAUUCAUUUAUUUAUCCCUAAACCCCCUAACCCCACCUCUAAUUCAUCUCUCUCUCUCUCUCUCUCUCUCUCUCUCUAUGGGAACACUUUAAAUACAUCUAGGACUAGGAAGGUGACAUAGUUCCCAACAGCUCCACUACAAGAACUCUCACUCUCUCUCUCUGUCCUAUGGGAACACUUGUGGGUCAUGUUGCACCGGGGUUUGCCUUCUUGGCACUUGGGCUAUGGCACAUAUUCAACCACAUAAAACUAUUCUGCCUUCACCCCAAAACCUACACUUCAUCGCCGUGGUUCCCAGCUUCUAAGCUCAGACACUUGGAGCUCUACCUUAUCAUGGUGGGUUCUUCCAUCUCCAUAGCCAUGGAACUCUUCAUUGGACCCAAGAAACACCAACCCUUCGACUCCGACGGCACCAUACCGUCGAACCAUCUCCACAAUUUCGAGCACUCUUCCAUUUCCAUGACGUUUUUUGCCUACGCGGCCUUCGCCCUUGUUUUCGACAAGACCGGUCCUCGAGCUUCGUACGGACUCACCAACUUGGUCGGAGCCAUUGCCUUUGCUCAGCAGCUCUUCCUUUUCCAUCUUCAUUCCGCCGAUCACAUGGGCGUUGAAGGACAGUACCAUUUGCUUCUGCAGUUCGUCAUCUUCGUCUCUCUCGUCACCACUCUUAUGGGAAUCGCCAUGCCCAAGAGUUUCUUGGUGAGUUUUGUGAGGUCAUCGAGCAUAAUAUUUCAAGGAAUAUGGUUCAUAACGAUGGGCUACAUGCUUUGGACGCCGAGUUUGAUCCCAAAGGGAUGUUCUCUCCACCUCGAAGAGGGUCACCAAGUGGUCCGAUGCUCGAGCCACGAAGCCUUACACCGAGCCAAGUCGUUGGUCAACAUCGAGUUCAGCUGGUCGCUUGUCGGAAUCACGAUCUUCGUCAUGUCCCUUUACUUGGUUCUUUACCGGGUUUACGGUCAAAACGUCGAGUACUCAGCGUUGACCACCAAAGACCAGACGGAACAAGACCGUGAAGAACAGGACAUCGAGUCGCAGAAAUUAAGUAACCCGAGUUUUGUCCAAAUGGGUAAACUGUUUGGACAUCGGGACAUGGAAAGGUGAGGAGAAAUUUGGCAGAGAUGAUAAUUACUGUCCGUACGAUGAUGAUGGUGACGGUGACGGUGAUGAUGAUGAUGUGGUCAUGCAUCUAAAUUUGUACAAAAUAAUAAUCAAGGGGAAAAAAGGUGUGGUUGUAUAAAUUCAAAGCCCAAAUGGGCUCGAUUGAAAUUAGGCAAUUUAUUUUAGUUUCUAUAGAUACACAUAUAUAGAUUAAAUUGCAAUAGACAGUCACUCAAGCUAUAGUGAACUUUGCGUCGAUU
This is a messenger RNA of Tarenaya hassleriana, 1547 nucleotides long. RefSeq names its product transmembrane protein 45B-like. NCBI's taxonomy places the organism in Eukaryota, Viridiplantae, Streptophyta, Magnoliopsida, Brassicales, Cleomaceae. Bases 358 to 1290 code for a protein of 310 amino acids. The transcript is spliced from 2 exons. The record is from RefSeq and is a predicted model, not a curated record.